GAGAGAGAGAGAGAGAGAGGCGCAUCAGGACUGUUGUAGCUGCUAGCCUAACUGUUCAUAGUUCAAUGUUCCUUGUCCCGCUCUUACUCUAAUGUGUAUUUGCAUCUGAGGUCAGCAACAAAGGAAUUUCCUCAUGAGUUGAGAAGAGAGACUCCAAAAUUAUGACAAUGAGUUUCUUUGGAAAAUUGAAGAACCUACACAGUGGGCCUCCAGCUCCACCCAAAAGAAUAGAGAACAAUGCGGGGUAUGGUGGCUGGCCAGAAGAUGAGUUUGACGAUGAGGAUGGGAACACAUAUGAGGCUCCCCCCUGUGAGCGACCGGCCAUGAAGGUUCCUCCCAGACAUGUGGAGGAGAACGUCUAUUUAGAUAGUUCUUCAGAGAGGUCCAAUCGUGUUCUUCCCAAAAGACAGGCAGCACCACCCCCAAGGCCAGCCAAGAUGGCGCCCAUGGGCAAAGCAUCGAAACAGCAGCCUCACCAUCAGCCUGACCCUGAGGAGUUCUACAUCGACCCCAACACCAAGAAACCUCCUGAGGUAGACAGAAAGGAGAAGCCAGGGAAAAGGUCUACUCCUAAGAAGUCUGCCCCUCCUCCUUCCCGCCCUGCCCCUGCUCCCACCCCUCCCCCUGCAGAGGAAGAUGUCUACCUGGAUCCUAAUGAAGGACAGGCAGACAGUGAUGACCUGUAUCUGGAGCCCACAGCAGCUUGCCCCCCUGCUCCUCGCGGGCCCGUAAGGAUGCCCCUCCUACCCAAGACAGCAAUUGCCCCUCCCCCCAUGCCCAUAAAACCUCCAGUACCCAGAGCCAAGUCGAGUUCUCUACUGGUCAGUGAGGCAAAAACAGCUCCUCCGCCUGAUGUGAAACGCUCCACGUUCCCUGGCAAGCUGCCCCCACCCACCCCAGGCAUCAAACCCCCCCUCCCUGCAUCCCUAAAGGAACCAAAACCCAGCCCCCCUCCCCCGCCCAUUAUAGACACUACCGCAGCAGUUUCUCCCUCUGGUAUGAAGACAACCAUGCAGGCAGGAAAGGAGGAGAAAGAGUGGUUCGCUGGAAACUGCAAUAGAAAGACUGCUGAGGACCUCUUAAUGCAGAUCAACAAGGACGGGGCAUUCCUGAUACGUCACAGUUCAGCCCAGAACGCCCGUCAGCCCUACACACUGGCUGUCCUAUACAGACAGAAGGUCUAUAACAUCCCCAUCCGCUUUCUGGAGGAGACGUGCGGCUACGCCCUCGGAAAGGAGGGCAAGAAGAACGAGGAGCUUUUCAGUAGUCUCCAGGAGAUCAUCUCUCACCACAAGAAUAACCAACUGCUGCUGAUCGAUAGCAAGAGUCAGGCCAAGCACACCACGUAUCUCACCCAUCCAGCCCAUCCAUAAACUACAUUAUCCAUAACCCACACACAAUAUAUAUCACCCACCCAGCCUGACAAACUACACUACACUACUAUAGGGUGGCAGGUAGCCUAGCGGUUAGAGCGUUGGGCCAGUAACUGAAAUGUCGCCUAAUUUGCUCCAGGGCCGCCGUGCUACUAUUGCUGACCCUGUAAAAAAAAAACACAUCACUGCACCUGUACAUUUCACUUCGCUGUAUGUGACAAUAAAACAAAAAUAUUUUCAUAACCCACAGAAAUGUGUAUCUCACCUACACCAGCCCAUUCAUAAAGUACAUUAAAUGCUACCAUUAAUAACUAAAUACAUUUGAUAACUUGGAAAUACUACCUUCAAUCGUCAUGUUCCUCACCACAAGAUAUCCAUUACAAACCCUUGUUUUUGUUUUGUGAUGAAAAUGGCUAGAAGUGUACAUAUUACCGUAUAUCUGUGUACUGUAUGUGUUUGUGUGUUUAAGUAUGCUGUAAUUACAUCUGUAUGACUUUAUUAACCUAUUUUUGAUUUAAAUUAGAUUAAUUUUAAAAUGCUUGCACCUGAAUAGAGUAGUGAGUAGUCUAUGAAAAGGUAUAUUCAAUACCUCAUUCUUGCUCUGAGUCUUUAUGCAGUGCUCGUUUCAGUGAGUGAUGGGGAAUUCAAUUUUGUGUCUACACCUGUGUUGUGACUGAAUACUGUGUAAGUGGGCCAUCUGUAAGUUUCUAUUUAUAUAAUAAUAUAGUCUGAAAUGUUUUGAAA
Molecule: messenger RNA, 2117 nt
Organism: Oncorhynchus tshawytscha (Chinook salmon)
Lineage: Eukaryota; Metazoa; Chordata; Actinopteri; Salmoniformes; Salmonidae
Product: B-cell linker protein-like
Exons: 19
Coding region: 162-1373 (403 amino acids)
Biological process (GO): cell surface receptor protein tyrosine kinase signaling pathway; intracellular signal transduction
Source: RefSeq, a predicted model, not a curated record